AUGGCCAUCUUCUCUGCUCAAAAUCCCUGGGCUUUUACGUUUGGUAUUCUAGGUAACAUUGUCUCCUUUGUGGUUUUUCUGGCUCCAGUGCCAACGUUUUUUAGGGUUUGUAAGAAGAAAUCAACGGACGGGUUCCAAUCAGUUCCAUACGUGGUUUCACUUUUCAGUUCGAUGCUCUGGAUAUACUAUGCAUCACUUAAGCCUGACGAAAUCCUUCUUAUUACUAUUAACUCAGUCGGCUGUGUUGUUGAGACCAUUUACAUCGCUAUUUAUAUCGUUUAUGCACCCAAGCAAGCUAGGAUCUUCACGUUGAGGCUUCUUCUUCUGAUGAAUUUCGGGGGGUUUUGCUUGAUUCUUCUACUCUCCCAACUCUUAGCGAAAGGACCAAACCGUGUACGAGUUCUUGGAUGGGUUUGUGUAGCUUUCUCCGUGAGUGUCUUUGCCGCUCCUCUAAGCAUUAUGAGAGUGGUGAUACGCACCAAGAGCGUGGAAUUCAUGCCGUUUUCCUUGUCACUUUUUCUCACAAUCAGUGCUGUUAUGUGGCUCUUAUAUGGUGUUCUCUCCAGGGAUUUGUAUGUUGCGCUCCCAAACAUACUGGGCUUCGUCUUUGGGGUACUUCAGAUGGUGCUUUACGUAAUCUACAAGAAUUACAAAACAGUCUUGGAUGAUAAGCUUCCAGAAACCAAAGCUGAUGUUGUAAAAAUGAGCACAACCAUGACAUCGGAGGUACAAGUGUCCACAACUAUGACAUCCGAGGAACGAGCGUCCUCUCAUCCCAACUCUGUUGAAAACGGGUAA
Molecule: messenger RNA, 798 nt
Organism: Corylus avellana
Lineage: Eukaryota; Viridiplantae; Streptophyta; Magnoliopsida; Fagales; Betulaceae
Biological process (GO): carbohydrate transport
Cellular component (GO): membrane
Molecular function (GO): sugar transmembrane transporter activity
Source: RefSeq, a predicted model, not a curated record